Molecule: messenger RNA, 1764 nt
Organism: Olea europaea var. sylvestris
Lineage: Eukaryota; Viridiplantae; Streptophyta; Magnoliopsida; Lamiales; Oleaceae
Product: zinc finger CCCH domain-containing protein 48-like
Exons: 9
Coding region: 197-1492 (431 amino acids)
Molecular function (GO): metal ion binding; protein binding
Source: RefSeq, a predicted model, not a curated record
UCCGAUUCCUCUCUCUCUCCCCCACCUUGUCUUCCAUUUCUUCUUCUUUUUUCCUUCACUGUCCAAAUCGAUCUCUCUGACCAAAAAUUAGGGUUCCUAAUUUCAUAUUUUAUUACGCAAAUCACCAAAUAAUUGUGCAUUAAUUUGAAAUCCCAUCUAAAAAUUCUUCCUUUAUUUCUAGUUACUGAGUAUAAUUAUGGAUAUGAAUGGCGGAAGAAGAGUUUAUCACAGACUCGGCCAGUCGGCUUCGAGUGGAUACAGUGAUAAUAAGCAGCAGAAAGUAUGUUACCAUUGGAGGCAAGGCAAGUGCUCGCGCUUCCCUUGUUCGUUUCUACAUAGCGAGUUACCGGGGGCGAACAAUGGGGAAUCGUCAAAGCGGGCUCACCAGGGAUUUGAGGCGGACAGUAGUCAGGGCGGCGGGUUGCGGCGGAGCCGGAAUUCUAAUUUUAAUAAUACAUGGGGUAGAGUGCAAGGACAAGGUGGUGGCAGUAGUAGUAAUAUGGUGGUUAAGAAGAUGGAGAAAUUGUGUAAUCAUUGGUUACAAGGUAACUGUAAAUUUGGAGAUAAUUGUAAGUAUUUACAUCAGUGGUCUACCGGGGAUUGCUUUUCUCUUUUGACUCCACUUGAAGGCCACCAGCAGGUUGUUACUGGGAUUGCUUUGCCCAUGGGACUGGAUAAGCUUUACACGGGGAGUCAAGAUGAGUCUGUUAGAGUUUGGGACUGCCAAUCCGGUCAGGUUGUUGGGGUAGUGAAUGUGGGAGGUGCGGUAGGCUGUAUGCUAAGUGAAGGCCCAUGGCUAUUCGUGGGUUUGACUAAUCUUGUCAAGGCAUGGAACAUUCAGACAUCUACAGACCUAAGUUUAAAUGGACCUGUUGGACAAGUAUAUUCCCUUGUCAUUGGCAAUGAUAUGCUUUUUGCUGGUACGCAGGACGGGACCAUAUUGGCAUGGAAAUUCAAUGUAGCCACUAACUGUUUUGAGCCAGCUGCCUCACUUAAGGGUCACACUCUUGCUGUUGUUACCCUAGUUGUUGGAGCUAACAGAUUGUACUCUGGUUCCAUGGACCAUUCUAUAAGAGUAUGGAACCUUGAAACUUUGCAGUGCCUACAAACUUUGAGAGGACAUACGGAUGUUGUGAUGUCUGUAUUGUGUUGGGACCAGUUCCUUUUGUCAUCCUCACUGGAUAAAACAAUCAAGGUUUGGGUGGCAACUGAAAAUGGGACCUUGGAAGCAACUUAUACCCACAUCGAGGAACAUGGUGUGCUCACACUUUGUGGGAUGCAUGAUUCAGAAGCCAAACCAGUUUUAUUUUGUUCCUGCAAUGACAAUACCAUCCGCGUUUAUGAUUUGCCAUCUUUUUCGGAGAGGGCAAAGAUUUUUUCAAAGAAAGAGGUUCGAGCCAUACAUAUUGGUCCUAGUGGUUUGUUUUUCACUGGUGAUGGAUCCGGUCAAGUUAGGGUAUGGAAGUGGUCAGCUGAAUCAGUUGCCAUAUGAUAAGAUGCUAAUUAUAUCUAUUUGUCAUGUUGUCUCUCUUUUCUGUAGGCACCUCUAAUUUUUAUUCUUUACCAGAAUAGAAGUUUAUAGUGUGGGAUAUGUGAUGAAAUAAGAAUUUUGUAGUUUCAUUUUUGUUUUCAACUUUUCUCUUGUUAUUUUAUGUAUUAAUUCCCUUGUUCGGGAGAUGUCACUGUUACCUUGUAUUGUAAUUAAUGUUAUAUCUUGCAAUGAAGGCAUGUCUGGUAAGCCAUAUUGGUGUCAUUGAUGAUUAA